Schistocerca serialis cubense is the source of this 4666-nucleotide messenger RNA. RefSeq names its product trithorax group protein osa-like. The transcript is spliced from 11 exons. The record is from RefSeq and is a predicted model, not a curated record. Gene Ontology annotation, molecular function: DNA binding; nucleosome binding. Gene Ontology annotation, biological process: chromatin remodeling; positive regulation of DNA-templated transcription; regulation of transcription by RNA polymerase II. Gene Ontology annotation, cellular component: brahma complex; nucleoplasm; nBAF complex. NCBI's taxonomy places the organism in Eukaryota, Metazoa, Arthropoda, Insecta, Orthoptera, Acrididae.
AUGUGGCCAGAGUCACCAGCUUCAAAAGUGGAGGGGUUUGCUGCCAGUGAACCUGGUUGCCCUUUCCGCGUCGUCGUCAUCUUGGUGAAGGCGAACGGCUCCAGCAGCGUCAUCGCGUCCAUCAUCCGCGUCACCUGGUGCAGCGCAGAGUGCGACGACCUCGGGCUGCAACACAGCACGCAGUCGGCUAAAUGCAAACCAGACAGCCUGUGCAAACUGUAUGAGAUGGAUGAGAACCACGAGCGACGCAUGUGGCUUGACAAACUGCUGCAGUUCAUGGAGGAGCGUGGAACACCUAUCUCAGCAUGUCCCACCAUCUCCAAGAAUCCUCUCGAUCUCUAUUGGUUGUAUGCUUACGUCAAGGAAAGAGGGGGCUUCAUGGAGGUCACAAAAAACAAAACCUGGAAAGACAUUGCAGGGCUUUUAGGCAUCGGAGCAUCUUCAAGUGCUGCAUAUACACUUCGGAAGCAUUACACGAAAAACCUUUUGGCCUUCGAAUGUCACUUUGACCGUGGAGGUAUAGACCCACAACCAAUUAUAAAUCAAGUGGAAUCUACUUCGAAGAAGAAGAUGACCAAGACAUCAUCAGUUCCAUCUCCAGGCUCAUCAAAUUCACAGGAUUCAUUUCCAGCAGCUGGUUCAAGUGGAGCAUCCAUGGAUGGAUACAGUUACGGUUACCCACCAGGAAGCACACCUGAUUACAGUUCUCCACCAAUGCAAAGGCCUUCCUCCCAAACAAAUGCCCCUUCGCCCCACCCGGGUGUGGGGGUGCCGACGCAAGGUGCGGGGGAUAACAUUAGCGUUUCCAACCCUUUUGACGACAUGGCGACUGGGCAGAGGCCCAAUCCUUACUGCCCUUCUGGAGGCCCCUCUCGUCCCCAAGGAAUUCAGCAAGGCUAUCAAGGCCAGUCCGGGUACUCUCAGUAUCCGGAUCAGUAUCCCCAUAGUCGUGGACAACCAACGAAUAUGGGGCAGGAAUUCAAUCAGCAGUACUCUCCCAGCAGCUCAUAUCCACCUGCUCGGCCUAUGUAUCCUCCCUACGCUUCUGAGGCUGAAAGUUAUGGACAAGGUAGUGGGAUGCAGCAGGCGGCUAGUGGUCAAGAUCCCUUUGGACACAACUGGUACGGGGGGCCCAGCCAGCCACCUGGCUAUCCUUCACGUACUGGCUAUCCUGCUCCACCUACGGGACCACCAGCACAGCAACCCACAGGGUAUCCACCACAGCAAGACUAUUACCGUCAAGAUCCGGUAUAUUCUGGUCAACAAGCAGCUACUGCAACUGGCCCAGGUGGUCAGAUGUAUCCUGGAAGCCCUCAUAGUAAAUCAAUGCCACCUCCAGCUCCACAGACCCCUAGAAGGCAUCCAGAUUUUGCAAAAGACCCACAGCAGUCUCCCUAUCCACCAUAUAGUCAACAAAGGCCUUCUAUAUAUGGCUGGAGUAGUGGUAACACUCAGUAUCGGGCACAGUACCCUCCACAAGGACCUGUUCCACAAGGGCCUCCACAGUGGAAACAAAAUGCUCAACGAGCUGGUGGUCCUGUGCCUGGUCAGCCAGCUAACAGCCAGUGGGACCAGCACCGCUACCAAGCUAGUGGACAGUCACCGUAUCAGCCUCCACAACAGGCGCAGCUGCGUGGGAUGAAUAAUGCGCAAAUCUACCAACAACAGAGUGCCCCAAAGCGAGAGAUCGUUUUCCCUCCAGAAAGUGUGGAAGCAACAUUGCCUGUUUUGUAUAAACGCAAGCGAAUGACACGAGGGGAUGUAGCACCUGUAGAAGCAUGGAGGCUUAUGAUGAGUCUGCGCUCUGGCGUACUGGCAGAGAGUGCUUUGGCUCUGGAUAUUCUCAACAUCCUUUUGUUUGAUGAUAGCACAGUUGCAUAUUUUGGACUAGCCCACAUGCCAGGACUCCUUGAUGUGCUGUUGGAGCAUUUCAGACGCAGUUUAGCUGACAUGUUUGACUCGCCUCUUCCAGAUUCUGGGAAGAAGUGGUUCCAGGCACCAAAGGUGGAAACACCGGAAGUGGAACUAGGCCAAGUUAGAGUGCCAGUUGAUCCUGCAGAUCACAUCACAUUAAUGAAAUCGACACCAAAUUAUACUCUUGUGACUAGAAAGGGUGAGGUAGUUCGAAUUGUGAACAAAGAUAAUGAGAUUUUUGCUGUGGAUAAUCGGAAGAGCUGGGACAUUGAAGGUGACUUGGCAGAAAACGAUGAUGUGGUUCAGGACCCGUGGCAGUUGACCUCUUCAGACAUCAGUUCGAUGAAGUACAUUGUGUCAUGUUUCCAAGGAGAGUUCGGUAAUGUUCCAUUUGCGAGACUGCUCGAUGACAGUAAAACUGUAGGUGCCGAAGAGGAAGAAGAUUGUCGGACAAAAGUAAGAGAAGAAGAAUCGUAUCCCAUUGAAAACUUGAGUGUAACUCCUCCUAUAGUGCUAAAAGUGGAAUGUAGUGAUGACAACGGUGUUAUUGAUAGUUCGAGCAGUGCAUCUAAUGUGAUACUUAAUGAGGAACAUUUGAGUAAAGACAGCUCCUUCAUAGAUGUGCAGGAUAGUGAUGAAGUGAAACGGACUAAAACUAUUUUGAGUGAUGUGUUUUCGCGGAUAAAAACGGAAAAUACGGAAGAAAAUUCAUUGCUGCCUGAACACUGUGUAGACCCCUUAGAGCCUCCUAAAGAAACUGUAGAAGUGAAAAAGGAAGCAAACUGUGUCGAAAGUGAGAGCAGUAGUAAUUAUGAAAGGGAGUUGCCGCAUUCUCCAAAUGUACCAAAGGAUAUUGAAACAAAGAGUGAUAAUGCUGUAUCAGAAACUAGUGACACAAAUAAUUUUAGCAGCAGUAACAUAAAAACAGAACAUACAAACAAUGACAAUAGUUCUAAUAGCAAUGAGAGUAGUAUAUUCAACAUAAGCAAAGGUGAUAACUGUAACAGCACAACACCGAAUGAAUCCAGUUUCGAUUAUAAGAUCAAAGAAGGUGUUGAAAGUGAAAUUAUUGCCAGUGAAGAAAACAGUGAAGGUAAUGAAAGUGCUGGAAAUGCUGUUGAAGGAACUAGCCUUAACAAUUGCGAAUGUUUAGAAAGCAAUGGAAGUAGUAAUGGCAACAACAGUUGUAAUGAAACUGUAAAAGAACACGAAGAAACAGAAACAGAAAUGGAACAAGAUGUGUUCCUCGAAGGUUCUGAACAUGAAGGAAAAGACAUAAAAAUGGAAGAUGACUAUGGUGACGAAGUUGAAGAAAAGUCAAAAGUAACAGAUGUGAGACCAGAGAUAAAGGGAGAAAACAGGGGCGGCAUACAAAUAAGGGAUCCUGCGGGAACGUUGAAAAGAAGACGUAUGUCAGAUUAUGAAGAAGAAUGUUACGCGAGAGAUGAAGUGAGCCUUUACCUUGUUACUGAUACACAGGAUGCAAAGGCAAGGCGUUGUGUUUGUCUUUCAAAUAUUUUGAGGAAUCUGACAUUUGUCCCGGGCAAUGAAGCAGAGUUUGCCAAAAAUGUUACAUUCCUUGGUUUGUUGGGGAAGCUUUUACUCUUACACCACGAACAUCCUCCUCGUGCACAGAAACAGCGCAAUUAUGACCGUGAAGAAGAUGCUGACUUUGCAGAUUCUUGUAGCAGUUUACAAGGUGAGGCGGAAUGGUGGUGGGACUUCUUGCACCAUGUGCGCGAAAAUGUGUUGGUGACAGCAGCUAAUAUUGCCGGUCAUAUGGACCUCGGUCAACAUCCUGAGGAAGUGUCGCGGCCCGUAAUUGAUGGACUUCCUCACUGGGCAGUUUGUCCAGCUGCUCAUGGUCAGGACCCAUUUCCAAGAUCUUCAGGCUCGUUGUCACCCCAGCGCCUCGCACUGGAAGCUCUGUGCAAAUUGUGCAUAACGGACUCUAAUGUAGAUCUGGUUGUAGCUACGCCACCCUACUCCCAUUUGGAACGUCUGUGUGCUGUGCUGACACGACUUCUGUGCCGUUCAGAAGAGCAAGUGCUACGAGAGUUUGCAGUGAAUAUGCUGCACUACCUGGCCACUGCGGACAGUGGUGUGGCACGUACUGUUGCACUGCAGAGCCAGUGUGUGUCCUUGCUAGUAGCAUUCAUCGAGCAGGCGGAAGCUACUGCAUUAGGGGUAGCCUAUCAGCACGGUAUCGGUGCACUUAGAGACAAUCCAGAUGCUAUGGGAACCAGUCUGGAUAUGCUGAGGCGUGCGGCUGGUACAUUACUUCAUCUGGCAUGACAUCCUGAAAACCGGCCGCUCUUCCUGCAGCAAGAACAGCGUCUGUUAUCCCUCGUCAUGAGCCACAUCCUCGAUCAGCAAGUGGCAGCUGUAAUCUCCAGUGUUCUUUUCCAGUGCUCACGGCCCUCUUCGUAGCAUGCACAGCAGUUGUAGACAACUAAGUGGUGAAACUGGCACGGAUGUUUCCUUCUCUUGUGAUUUUUGCUGAAACAUUUUGUGAGAGAUGACUUUUGAGUCUGAAUGUAAUGAGGACUGAGUUUCCGGUUCGUCAGUCCUUUAUUCCUUUCUUUUGUGCCUUGCCGAAAUGGUGUUAGUUAAAUGUACAGUUAGUUAUGAGUGAAGUGGAAGUAUAUGUUUGUUUACAGGAGGAAGUCGGCUGAUGUUGAUAUUAUGUACAAACAGUCAGACUGUCUUUGAUUAGAUUUAAUAGAUAUAAAUAAAUAAAUACAAAUACAAA